Messenger RNA from Gopherus evgoodei (Goodes thornscrub tortoise), 11034 nucleotides. It is a transcript of the gene ARHGAP35, whose product is annotated as Rho GTPase activating protein 35. The record is from RefSeq and is a predicted model, not a curated record. Bases 300 to 4880 code for a protein of 1526 amino acids. Gene Ontology annotation, biological process: signal transduction. Lineage: Eukaryota; Metazoa; Chordata; Testudines; Testudinidae. Gene Ontology annotation, molecular function: GTP binding; GTPase activity. The transcript has 8 exons.
GAGGGAUCGCCCCCCCCGCCGCCCGGGAGAAACAUGGCGGCGCCGCCGCCUCCUCCCCCUCCCGGAAUCCCGGGCCGGACCCGCCGCCGCCAGGGGGGAAAUGCAGGCUACCCAGUUAUGAGACUCAGUGAGAACUGAGCUGCUGCUGGUGCAUACGGUAUGGGAACAGCAAACUUCAUUGUCCUGGCAGGCCGCCUGGAUUGAUAACUGUCACCCCUCCUCCAGCAAGCUUUGAAAUUGCACAGAGUACUGGAAAUACUAAUCCUCUCGGAAGCAGUUGACUGUGGCAGGAUGUGUGGAUGAUGAUGAUGGCAAGAAAGCAAGAUGUUCGCAUUCCCACCUACAACAUUAGUGUGGUGGGAUUGUCCGGGACGGAGAAGGAGAAGGGGCAGUGUGGCAUUGGGAAGUCUUGCCUCUGCAAUCGGUUUGUGCGGCCUAGUGCAGAUGACUUUCAUUUGGACCACACUUCAGUUCUCAGCACCAGUGACUUUGGAGGAAGGGUUGUCAAUAAUGAUCACUUUCUGUACUGGGGGGAAGUUGUGCGUCCCCUGGAGGAUUGCGUGGACUGUAAAAUGCAUAUUGUGGAACAGACUGAAUUUAUUGAUGACCAGACUUUUCAGCCACAUCGUAGCACGGCCCUGCAGCCCUAUAUCAAAAGGGCGGCUGCAACCAAACUUGCAUCAGCUGAAAAGCUCAUGUACUUUUGCACUGAUCAGCUAGGGCUGGAACAGGACUUUGAACAAAAACAAAUGCCAGAUGGAAAGCUACUGAUUGAUGGUUUUCUUCUCUGCAUCGAUGUUAGUAGAGGUAUGAACAGGAACUUUGAUGAUCAACUUAAGUUUAUUUCAAAUCUUUACAAUCAACUAACAAAAACAAAAAAGCCCAUUGUGGUGGUCCUGACGAAGUGUGAUGAAGGAGUGGAGCGGUACAUUAGAGAUGCACAUACUUUUGCCUUAAGCAAAAAGAACCUCCAGGUUGUGGAGACAUCUGCUAGAUCCAAUGUGAACGUUGACCUGGCUUUCAGCACUUUAGUGCAGCUAAUUGAUAAAAGUAGGGGGAAGACUAAAAUUAUCCCCUACUUUGAAGCUUUGAAACAGCAGAGCCAACAGAUAGCUGCUUCAAAAGAUAAGUAUGAAUGGUUGGUUAGCCGCAUUGUCAAAAACCAUAAUGAAACAUGGUCAAAUGUCAGCCGAAAGAUGCAGUCCUCUCCAGAAUAUCUGGACUACGUGUAUUUGGAAGGAACACAGAAAGCCAAGAAGCUGUUCCUACAACAUAUCCAUCGCCUCAAGCAGGAGCAUAUAGAGCGCAGAAGAAAGAUGUAUCUUGCUGCUCUUCCUCUAGCAUUUGAUGCUCUUAUUCCUAAUCUGGAUGAAAUAGAUCAUCUGAGCUGCAUAAAAGUAGAGAAGUUAUUGGAGACUAAGCCAGAUUUCUUAAAAUGGUUUGUUGUUCUUGAUGAGACCCCUUGGGAUGCUACUAGCCAUAUAGACAACAUGGAAAAUGAAUGCAUUCCUUUUGACCUGAUGGAGACUCUCCCUGCAGAGCAGCUUUAUGAAGCUCACUUAGAAAAGCUGAGAAAUGAGAAGAAAAGAGCAGAAAUGAGAAGGGCUUUCAAAGAAAAUCUGGAGACUUCCCCUUUCAUAACACCUGGAAAACCAUGGGAAGAGGCUCGUAGUUUUAUUAUGAAUGAGGAAUUUUACAUAUGGCUGGAGGAAGCUGUCUAUGUGGAUAUCUACUGCAAACACCAAAAACAGAUUAUAGAAAAGGCAAAGGAGGAGUUUCAGGAACUGCUUCUGGAAUAUUCAGAAUUGUUUUAUGAGCUGGAACUUGAUGCUAAACCUAGCAAAGAGAAAAUGGGUGUCAUUCAAGAGGUUUUAGGCGAAGAGCAAAGAUUUAAAGCUUUACAAAAGCUGCAAGCUGAACGAGACGCCCUUAUUUUGAAGCACAUCCAUUUUGUGUAUCACCCAACUAAGGAAACUUGUCCUAGCUGCCCAGUUUGUGUAGACUCUAAAAUCGAGCACUUGAUCAGUUCCAGGUUUAUAAGACAAUCUGAGCGCAAUCAGAAAAACUUGCUUUCCGAUUCCAAUAUAGAUAGGAUCAAUCUAGUUAUUCUUGGCAAAGAUGGCCUUGCACGUGAACUGGCAAAUGAGAUUCGAGCUCUGUGUACAAAUGAUGACAAGUAUGUGAUAGAUGGUAAAAUGUAUGAACUUUCCUUGAGACCAAUUGAGGGUAAUGUCCGACUUCCUGUUAAUUCUUUUCAGACACCAACAUUUCAGCCACACGGUUGUCUCUGCCUUUAUAAUUCAAAGGAAUCUCUAUCUUACGUUGUAGAAAGCAUUGAAAAGAGUAGAGAGUCCACCCUUGGCAGAAGGGACAAUCACUUGGUUCAUCUUCCUCUGACACUAAUACUGGUUAACAAGAGAGGGGAUACCAGUGGAGAAACUCUGCAUAGCUUAAUACAACAAGGUCAACAGAUUGCCAGUAAACUACAGUGUGUCUUUCUUGACCCCGCUUCUGCUGGAAUUGGAUAUGGACGUAACAUUAAUGAAAAGCAAAUCAGUCAAGUUUUGAAAGGAUUACUGGACUCGAAGCGUAACUUAAAUCUUGUAAGUUCUACAUCUAGCAUCAAAGAUUUAGCAGAUGUUGACCUUCGAAUUGUUAUGUGUUUGUUGUGUGGAGAUCCCUUUAAUACAGAUGACAUCCUUCUACCUAUCCUUCAGUCCCAAACCUGCAGACCUUCCCAGUGCGGCAGCAGUAACUCAGUUCUACUUGAACUACCAAUAGGACCACACAAAAGACGGAUAGAACUGUCCAUCCUUUCAUACCAUUCCUCAUUCAGCAUUAGGAAAAGCCGGUUAGUCCAUGGGUACAUUGUGGUUUUUUCAGCAAAACGUAAGGCAUCCUUGGCUAUGUUACGUGCCUUUCUUUGUGAAGUGCAGGAUAUUAUCCCCAUUCAAAUUGUGGCACUCACAGAUGGCUCAAUAGACAUUCUAGACAAUGACUUAAGUCGAGAACAGCUGACAGAGGGACAGGAGAUUGCCCAAGAAAUUGAUGGAAAGUUUAUGACAAUACCCUGUAGCCCACCUCAACACAAACUUGAGAUCUUUCACUCAUUCUUUAAAGAUGUGGUGGAGAAAAAAAAUAUAAUUGAAGCCACUCAUAUGUAUGAUAAUGCUGCAGAAGCAUGCAGCACGACGGAAGAAGUGUUUAAUUCACCUCGGGCUGGCUCACCUCAUUGUAAUUCAAACCUUCAGGAUUCAGAAGAAGACACUGAGCCACCAUCGUACAGCCCAUUUAGAGAGGACACAUCCAUGCCCACUUUGCCCAAAGAUCAUUCUAAACUUUCAAUGGAACUGCUGGAGGGGAAUGAUGGUCUGUCUGUCUUUUCUGUUAUGAGCACUUUUGAAAGCAAGCUGAACAACAAAGUACCUCCUCCAGUGAAACCAAAGCCCCCUGUACACUUUGACAUUACAAAGGGGGAUCUGUCUUAUUUGGAACAAGGGCAUAGAGAUGGACAGAGGAAGUCUAUGUCAUCUAGUAGUUGGCUGCCUACGGAUAGUUUUGACCCUUCUGAUUAUGCAGAACCUAUGGAUGCUGUGGUCAAACCAAGGAAUGAGGAGGAAAAUAUAUACUCUGUGCCUCAUGACAGCACCCAAGGCAAAAUCAUCACCAUUCGUAAUAUUAACAAAACUCAGUCUAAUGGCAGUGGUAAUGGUUCAGACAGUGAAAUGGACACAAGCUCUCUGGAACGUGGUCGAAAGGUGUCUAUUGUUAGUAAACCUGUGUUGUAUCGGACAAGAUGUGCAAGACUUGGGAGAUUUGCCAGUUACAGAACCAGUUUCAGUGUAGGAAGCGAUGAUGAGUUGGGGCCCAUUAGGAAGAAAGAAGACGACCAGACAUCCCAAGGAUAUAAGGGGGAUAAUGCUGUUAUUCCGUAUGAAAGUGCAGAUGGAGAAGAUCCAAGGAGAAGGAACAUUUUACGAAGCUUGAGAAGGACAACAAAGUCAGCAAGCAGCAAAAGACCAGAAGUCCGAAGCGCAGACAAUGUGAUGUGUAUUCAGAAACCAAAGCCAAAGCCUCGGCCGUCCAUCACAAAGACUCCGUGGGAAAGUAAUUAUUUUGGGGUGCCUUUGUCCACUGUAGUGACUCCAGAAAAGCCUAUUCCCAUCUUUAUCGAGCGAUGUAUUGAAUACAUUGAAGCAACAGGGUUGAGUACUGAAGGCAUCUAUCGUGUGAGUGGAAACAAGUCUGAAAUGGAGAGUCUGCAGAGACAGUUUGAUCAAGAUCACAAUCUAGACCUGGCAGAGAAGGACUUUACAGUGAAUACUGUGGCUGGUGCCAUGAAAAGCUUCUUCUCAGAAUUGCCCGAUCCCCUGGUACCGUACAAUAUGCAGAUUGAACUGGUGGAGGCCCACAAAAUUAAUGACCGAGAGCAGAAGCUGCAUGCGCUCAAAGAGGUGCUGAAGAAAUUUCCCAAGGAGAACUAUGAGGUCUUCAAAUAUGUCAUCUCUCAUUUGAAUAAGGUCAGUCAAAACAACAGAGUGAAUCUGAUGACGAGCGAGAACCUCUCCAUCUGCUUCUGGCCCACCUUGAUGAGACCUGACUUCAGCACUAUGGACGCUCUCACUGCAACGCGCACCUAUCAGACAAUCAUUGAACUCUUCAUCCAGCAGUGCCCCUUCUUUUUCUACAAUCGACCAAUUAUCGAGCCCCCCAGUGCUACACCCAGUUCUCCGUCAGCAGUUCCUGCCAGCACACCUUUCUUACCCAGCACACCUGUGAUGACUCAGCCGUCCCCACCACAGACACCUCCUCCAUCACCACAGUCUCCUCUCCAGCCUCUUCUCCCAUCCCAGCUUCAAGCGGAGCAGCACACACUGUGAACUGGCGUGGGAGAAAGGAGGUUUGGUCUUUUCUCACACAGCGUGGAGAUUGGAAAGAAAACCCAGGGUUCUGCUGUCCCCCUCUCUCUACCAUCCUGUUGCAAGCUUCAGCUGUGUUGGCAGUCUGAGAAAGCAGAAACAAGUUGGGGCAUCAGGUGCAAAUUUUGAGCGUUCCAGACUGGUGCCUGGGGCUGGGUUGAAGAGGACAUUGGACCUUUCUCUUGUUUGUAGGGGUGGGAAUGGGGGCACUUUCGAGUACUGAAUCUGUUCAGGUGUGAUUGGUUCUGAUCCAAGCCAACCUACGUUCAUGACAACACUACCGAAUUCAGUCUAGGGCUCUGAGAUCUAUUACUUCUGUCCACUUGGCUGCUUGUACAGAACAUGUCCUUUUACUGACUCUUCGCAACACCCUCAGCUGUGCACCAGAAAGAUUGUGCCAGAGUGCAGAGCCACAAACACCCAAACACGUUCCGCAGGACAUGGUUGAGCCUCAUGCAACACUUUAAAAAAAAAAAAAAAGAAAAGACUCUAAUCAUGGGGAUCAUAACUCAGAGCAAUCUCACUGCUAGCAGAUCAGCGUAGCUACUCCGAAAGCUGCAUCACCACAGGUCUGGACCCAGGAUCUCUCUAACAAGUACAGCUUUGUGUGUGGACAAAGCUAGAAUGUAACUUUCUCUGACUUAACUGAUGACCAGGGUGGGAAGUGAGAGGAAUCUCCCUUCAGAACAAAGGGACACUGGAAAACUAACAUGUUCCCACCAUCCACUGGUUUUAAUCAAGAGAUGAGAGACGUGGCACAGACGAUGGCCCCUUUUCCUUGGAAGCAGAACUACUCUGCAACAGGGUCCUUAGGAGAGUUCAGGCUUGUUUGGCUUAGCCAUGCCUUUUCCUUGACAAAUCACAACAUAUCUCUCACCCUGGUAGAAUUUGGCAUUAGCACUUACAGGAUGAGAGGUUUGGAAACACAGUAGAUGUUUACUAUCAGACAAGCUGGAUUUUGAUUCCUUUAAAACACUAUUGUUACUGAAACACUUUUGUUAAACUGAGUAUGGGGAGGGUGGGGGGCAGGUGGUGGGACUAGAACCCUUUUUUCUUUUGUUGGUGGAAAGGUUUUUCAGUCCAGCACUUAUUGUGCAAUGAGGUUGUGAGGGAAGCCUGUGUCUGCAGUGUGUUACAGGGCUCUGAAGGCGCGGACAGUAUUGCAGCUAACUUGUCCAUGGCAGGGACUGCAGUAGUAAGACACUUCUAGCAGCCAUCAGUUGGGUGGCGGCUGAAGCCUCUGUAAAUCUUGAGGACAUUCUGGCUUUGUGGGUAAGAUUCGGUGCAAGUAUCCCCGCUAAACGGGAGGGUGGAGUAUGUUACUGGUGUCCCCUCAAGGCUCUGAUUUUGUUUGCUUAAAAAAAAUUGUAGCCAGCCUGAUGGCAUUGUGAGAGAGGGACUCACCUUCCAGGCCCUCAUUGUAUCUCCAGCUAGUAGCAGUUAGGUGACACACUUGGGCUUUUUGACAAAGGGUAGCGGCUGUUCAUUGCAUUCUCACCUGCUGCUGGUUGAUGCCACAAAAUUAGCAAGAAAGGUAGGGAGUGAAUGUUGAAGGGGAGUGGGUGCAAAAAAGGCUGUGCAUUAGUAAAAAGGAUGGUAGGUUCUCAAGGCUCCAUUUUGGACCAGCCUUCAGGAUCCAUACUUGGAUUCCUGGUAUGGUGCCACCACAGAAAAGCGUGUGCAGGUUUAACUAGUGCUACAUGACAUGCAAAGUGCUAAUUAGGCACCUGAACUGCUGUACCUGCUGUCCUCUCCCUCACCUCCAUUUGCAUGUGCUUUGUGUGUGUGUCAUCCAGUCCCGCCCACAGCCCUGCCGUCCUUUCCCUGGCCCCUCUAGAUUGUCAUGUGUGGAUGUCACCUUCCUCCUCCUCUCUCCCCAAACGUAAGCUGCUGUGUGUGCGAAUCACCUCUUAAACCUGUGUUUUCUCCCCAUCUCCUCUCUGUGUGGCCUCCCUAUCCUCACUAACAUAGGGCAGUUUUUAACUGGAGUUUCUAUGGUACCAAUGGGAGAAAUCCCUACAAAGACCCUCCUGUGUCUCCUCGCACUUUAAUAUGGGAUCUGUGGUUUAUCGCUAUUUUUUAUCUUUCAAGGAUGUUUGAGUCCCUAUAUCUAGGCAGUUUAAAAAAAAAAUUAAAAACAAAAAUAGCCUCAAAGCACGCCCUGCCCUCCUUCCGCCCUUCAGCACGCAGAGCCAGCUCUCAGUGAACUGAAUCCCUCCCAUAAAUAAGCUGGGUUAUUUAUGUACUGACAAAACUGCAUUUAAAGUUAUACCUAUGACAGAAUAAUGUGCUUGAAAGGACUUCUUAUAGCAUUCCUCCAAGUUUUGUAUUCUCAUGCUUUAAAACAAAAGCUUUUAUGUAAAUAUUGGAUGACGGUUUUUUAGAACUUAAACCCCUUCCCUCCCCGUGAAAUCCCUUAGGUUGUGUAUGUGUGAUGCUAACGUUCUGAGUGGAGAAGGAGAGUUGAAGCCCAAGGUUGAUUUCUUUCAAACCUUUCACCAUAAAAUAAGGACCCAUCUGUGCUCCAUUGGACUCUCUUGCUUCUCUGUAGGCAGUGAGUAUGGGAAAGGUUUAUUUGGUGUUCUUCCUUUGGAUUCUUUGGGGUCAUUUUGCUUUGUGUAAAAAAGUUUGUUUCCGUGCCUUUCUAUAGGCCUGAUGCUAAACUUCUCUCUAGACAGCUCUUGGGUACCUCUUUCCAAAGCCUACUCAGAACAGAGCUGUCCUGUCUGAGGAUGUUGAGAGGACGGGACCCCUUCCUUCACACACAAAAAUGAAAAAAAACCCAUUCUCUGCAAAGCAGUAAUGCAUUCUUCCCCUGAGGCACUAAUCAGUUCCUGUUGUUCUGCCUGAGAACUAAAGCAAUCAGUCUCAGGAACUCCCAUCCUGGAUUGCUCUACUGUACAGAGGCUGGUUCUGCCUGGUUACCCAUCUGUGGCCUUGAGAUUUUGUCCUCAAUUUGUGUAUAUUGCUGAAUGAAGCAGCGAGGCGUGGCGCAUAGGGAGUGGGGUGUGUAGGAAGGGCGCAGCCAUUGUAAUUGUAGUGAUCUAGUCUGAGAUUCUAGAUGCAGUAGGGGAGCCUGCUUUUACCCAUAGGAUGGAAAUAAUGUACCUCAUUUUAAAAAACGAAAACACUGCUGACUGAUUUCCUACGGGGUUUGCUCACUACUUCUGUUCUGCCCUGAAAGACCCUGGAGAUGCCUGCUGUGAAGGUAGACUAUCAGGCCUGUCCUAAGGGAAACAGAACGUACUGUCUCCAAUCAGCUGGCACAUACCUGGUUGCAAAGCACCUGAUUGGUUGCUCCUCACUGAUAGGUGUUAACCAUCUGUCCCUCCCUGAGCAGUAACGUUCUGCCCAUACCUCACAUACUAAGUUUUUCACAUAUCUUUCAUGCCACCUGUGCUUUACAAAUGGUCAAGACUUUUCUGUGUUCUGGGGAAUGUGAUUUUUCUGUACGGUGGAGGCAACGGCUCUAGAGCAGACAAGAAGUGCAUGUUUGGUUUCACCAUGCAUGUGGUACUCCUAGGGGAAUUCUGCACCAAAAAAUAAAAAAUUCUCACAUUAUUAUAAAAUUCUGCAUAUUUUAUUUGUCAAAAUAACAUAAUAUAAUCACAUCCGUUUCAAUAAUUUUGGUAAUUUAUUUCAAAAUACCUAUCAGCAGGUAUGUCUCUAAAAAUACAGAUGAUAGAAAGAUUGAGGAAGUGUGUUUUGACAAAUCGAUUCCUUACUAGGUAUAUAAAUACAGAACUUUGAGUAAUCAUUCAUUUACACUACAAUAUAGAAAGGUAUUUCCUGAACCCCUCAGAAGCAGUGCAAAGGCUUAUGGGAGUCCAGGGAAACAGAGGAGCUGAGGGAGAGGGAAGUAAUUGCUAGGAAGCAGCCUGGAUAUAAACUUGGGGAAUUGUUGGGUGUAAGUGAGAAAAGUAUGUAACGGGGUUUGGGUUUUUUUGUGUGAGGAGGGGGAUUGUUGGGGAGCCUCCCACAUGCAGAUGUAGGCUGACCACUAGCCUCUCUCAAUCAGUCAGGCACAUCUGGCCCUGGCCCCUUAUGUCCCUGCACCCCUACUCAGCCACCUCUUCUCCCCCAUGUGUCCCCGUACCCCCAUCACCCUUCCCCAUCCCUGCACCCCCUCCCCAUCUGAUGUCACUGCAUUCCUCCUCCCAUUCAUCCUCUGCCUCAGUCUGUCCCCCCCCCAGCCCUUUUGAACCCCAAUCUGACCCACCAGCAGCCCUGUGUGCCCCACACUGUCCGUCCCUCUAUAUCCCGUACCUCUUGACCUGGCCCCAUGGGCAGGGCACUGUGAAGAAUGCAGCCUCUUCUCUUCCUUUGCAGGAGCUGAGGCUGCUCCUGCCCUGGAAUGGCACAGCCACAGUGACACCUGCUGCAUGAAAGGCAUAACUGCAGAACUUGUAUUUUCUGCUGAGAAAAAACAUUCUGUGUAGCACAUGAAUUCUGCAUGUGCAUGGUGGCGCAGCAUUCCCCCCCGGAAUAAUGUGUGUGUUCCAUUAACAGCACUGAUCCUACUGCAGGCUGGAAGGGUGGAGAGGAAAAGUAGGCACCAAAGAGUGGAAAUUUGAGUAGUCUUUUUAGCUUCUGGUUGCGUUUUGAAAACUGUCUUGGCUGUGUGCUCACCAUGUGGCUAAAUCAGCUAUCCAAUGUGCAGCUUAUCUGCCUAGGAGAGUGUUCUGCUAGAGGCUGGAAAUGUCUGCUUCCUUGCCCAUGUAGUCUAUGGUACCUAUCAUAGAGAUAGCGGUAAAAUUCUUCCAAAGUAUUCGUUUGUUUUGUCAGGCAAAUGGAUGUUUUCUUCAUGUGUUUUUUGGAAGCGCUUAGGACCUGCUUCAUUAAUCCAGCGCACUCCAGCUUUUCUGUGAUUGUUUUUCCUUUCUUGUGUAACUCAGCAUCCAUGAUCCUUGCUAUUCUGUGUUAUUUUAAAGUAAAAUUUAACCCUUUUAAAUAGAUUACAGGCAGCUGAGGUUUGUCACUUGUUUAAAAUAACCUGAUUGGAGAAGGAUGCUUAUUGGACACUAGGGAGCUUUUCUGGACAUGUAGCCAGCUCUUCCUUUCAACUGUGCUCGGCUCUUAUACUUGGCAAUUACAUUUCAUCAGUGAUUAUACCUGUGACAUUUCAUAGUUCUUAAACAGUCAUCCGAGUGGGGAAAUGAAUUUUUUAACCACUUCCACUUUAAUUGUUAUGCUGAUUAUUUGUCUUUAAUUUCAGUGACUCAGCAACUGUGGUCCAGAGUCUGAUUUUUUUUUUUGUACAGCCACGUACAGGUUUAGUUUCCCUAAAUCAUUUCCGCAUUCAAGUAUGUGUCAUUCAGUCUGUCUGUCACUCUAACCCAGGGUGCUGCAGAGAUUUGCGGAGCUCCCACUGUUUUUUUUCUCCCUACUUCCUGUGUAAUAGAUCCUAGUUUUUCUAGGUUUAAAAACCCUUUUUGUAAAAUUGAAAUACAAUAGGAAUAUUGUAUUUAAAAUUUAGUUUAAAGCAGGACAUAAGUUAUUGUUUAAAUAAAAAAAAAUCCUUAAUUUUUUCCCUGUGUACAUUUUAAAAACAAAAAUCUGUCUCUUAAAUUGUAUGGGAAUAAAACUUGUCCUGAAAAGUUGGAUUAGUACUGCACCCAGCUUAUUUUUCUGGUACUUGUAUUUUCACAUGUAAAAUGAUCUCUAUAUAUGUUGAAUUAACAAAUAUUUUGAGUUCAAGACGAAGAAAAAAAAAUAUUAAUGGUAUUAAAAUGUGUUAGUAGUUCCAGCUAAGUAUGUGCCCAAAACAAGUUUUUUGCAGGAAAAAAAAAGUGAAGAUCUGUAUGUAAAGAAAAGUAUAACGGUUAUUUCUUUGUAUUUUUAGGGGCCUAACAGCUACAUCCUUUAGUUAUUGGUGAUAGAAUAUAUUUCCUUUUAAGCUUCUUUUAAGGACAUUUUUAACAAUUUGUGGUAUUUUCCAGGGCCAAUCCAAUUAGUGCAUGAUAAUGUUUAAAGCUCUGGGCCAAAGAGCCCGUUUUCUGCUGAGUUUAAAAAAAAAAUCAUGUAUUUGCUACAGAGUAUUGUAAUUGUCUCAAUGGGAAUGGUGUAAAAACUUAAAGGCCUUACGUGAUAUGUAUCAUAGUUAAUAAAUCAAUCU